This is a messenger RNA of Rosa rugosa (rugosa rose), 3354 nucleotides long. RefSeq names its product small ribosomal subunit protein eS12z-like. The record is from RefSeq and is a predicted model, not a curated record. Bases 1155 to 1712 code for a protein of 185 amino acids. NCBI's taxonomy places the organism in Eukaryota, Viridiplantae, Streptophyta, Magnoliopsida, Rosales, Rosaceae. Gene Ontology annotation, molecular function: structural constituent of ribosome. The transcript has 7 exons. Gene Ontology annotation, cellular component: cytosolic small ribosomal subunit.
UAGGCAUUCCGCAGAUCUCCAUCGACUCAGCUCCGUCCAUAACAAGAAGAUGAUAAACCAGGCAGAAGAAGAAGCAAUGUCUCUUUAUAUCAUGAUGCAAUAUGAGGACGGCCCGCACUUUGGAUCGUUGUAUGAAUUUAAUUUAUGUAAGCAAGACUCCUUUCGACCUUUAGCAUGGUUCAGGGAAAGGGAUAUUAGCCUUCCAUUAAGUUGGAAAUCUUGCUCCUUGGAUACCAAUUACGACAUAUGUCUAUUGCCAGAUAGUGAUCCUUUCCCUUCUGAUGAUGUGGUGAACCCCUUGUCUGGAUAUAUGUUCAAUGUCGAUACCAAGAAAUGUCAUUUAAUCAAGCCGCCCGUUGCUCCCAAAUGGGACGGACCUGUUGUAUCUGCAUAUGGGAAACUUUACUCUAUUACGGAUCCAUCCUGCUCAUCUGUUGUGCCUGCAGAGCCCUCUUUCGAGCGAUAUGAUCCUUACAGGUGUUGUUGGGAAACUCGGAAAUCUUUUCCUUAUAGUAGUAAAUAUUGGUCCAAACAAAGGAUUGGGGGUCAUGCCGUUUGUGAUGGACUCAUUCUGUAUAAUAUAAUCUCUCGUGAUGGAUUCAUUAAUCUGUAUAAUUCAUUCUCUUGCUCUAGAAAAUAUCAAGAUGAACUGUGGGCUUAUGAUGUAACACUGGAUGAAUGGCUUCCAGUCAGAGUCGAGAACACAGAUUGCUAUAGUUUCCGAGGACCGGCUGUAUGUGCGGACAAGACUAUCUAUGCGUUAUCAAGCAGCUUGGCAGUUAUGGCACUCUCUAUCACAAGGCAUGAAAAUCUUGUUACCUGCUCUCUAAAGUCACAGUUUGUUUGUCCAGAGUUUGGGGACUUUCGACCAGGCGCACGGAGAAUGGAGCGUUUGAUUUAUUUGGGUGACCUGAACUUUUGUCUUGUUCAGACUGGAUUUCGGUAUGACGACAUUAGAUCCAGUCAAUCUCUUAAAAUUACCACAUUUCACCUUGUGGGAGAAACCAAUAUCAAAAUCGAACGUUCAUUCAUUUAUGAGGUGCCUCUUGAGGGUUGUAUGAGAUUCACAAUUGAACAUUGCUUUAUCCUCCUUCCCGACCAUUUAGUUUUAUCCACUUCAAUUUAAAAUAGAUUGCGAUUCUUGUUUAUUUGGAAUGUCAUGCAUCUUAUAUAUGUUUCUGAUUGUUUUAUGUCUCAGUACUUUUAAACGCAUUGAACCAGAAGAGAUAGCUAGUCGCAUCAACCUCUUAAACCAAGAAGACAGAUACGGCAUUGAUACUGACUUCAUCAUCAAGCCUGUUGACUUCAUCUUCAAGCCAGAAUAUGAUUAUCUCGAGAUCGACCAGCCAAAUUAUGCAAAUAUUGAAGAAGAAAAUAUGUCCUUACAAGGUGGACCUCAUUUCAAAAUUAACUUCGUGGACUCAUUGAGAGAUUUGUUGGCAAUGGCAUUGGCCAAUGGUUUGCUCAGAAGAGGACUUCCCGCAGCUUCCAAUCUCAUGCCGGACCAGAAGGUAUGGCUGUGUGUUUUUGCUGAGGACAGCAACCAGGAUGAUUUUGUCAAGGCGGUAAAGUCAUUGUGUGAGGAGUAUCAUGUUAAGUAUCUGACAAUUGCCAGUGCUAAAACUCUUGGACAGUGGUCUGUGUUUGGUAAUAAGGAUUCUGAAGGAAAGGCAAAGAGGGUGGUUCGUACGUUGCUCUUGCGUUGUUAUUGAGGAAGGCAUAUAUGAGACGGAACUUCAUAAAGCAGUUUUGGAGGUCUGGAAGUCUCUCCCAUCAAAGCUGGAAGUGCUGGAAGAGUCUGGACUGUGUCGCCCUUUUGCCUAGGAUUGUGUUCUUUAGAUGGUCCAAGACAUAUAAGGUGCUAAAAGUGACAAAAGAAAUGCGAAUACCGUAAACUCAAAAGAAGAAGAGCGAAAACACAAGAAAUUCUCAUGUACUCCCUUCUCAAACCAAAAAUUAACGACUAUGGAUCUCAGAUGAUACAUGCUUCAGAGCUCCAACAAUAUCGACAACCAAAAUGGUGUCUUGAGAACAGAGGCUCCCUUGUCUUCUCCACCAAUCUCAAAGACUUGAAGUAGUAGUAGUUAAAGCUUACAUCUCAUUGUUGGAAAAGAAAUUGUUACAUGGUAGACAGCACAUUAUUUUGGACUUCGAGCAAUUCAAAAAAAUUUAGUUACAUACUUAUUGACAAGAAAAAUAAGAAAAUGAGUCAUUAUAGAUCAUGUCACUAAAUUUUUUACGGUCCGGGGCCUCCGAAUAGGAGAGUCUCCACAAGAUCGCGUCAUACGGUUUGAAAGCUCUGCAAUGCCCAACUUCUGCAUUUGUUCAAGGUCAUCUCUGGAAAGCUCAUACUGAGACUUCCACCAGCUACCACACUUUGAUAAACGAAAACAGGCUGUGCAACCAAAUCUUUGUAUUCUGAAGUGUACCAGUAUUUUCUAAGACCUUCCACAAUCGCUAUUAUGAUCUUAAAUUUCUUAGUUAAGUUCCGAAGGGCUUGUGCAUAUAGAGCAUGUGACUUGUCCUCUGGUGCAGGCUAGAAAAUUCAUUCUGAUUUAAGAUGGGAAGCCGCCCAGCAUCAUUAAAACGAAUUCUCAGUCCCUCCAUUAGUGAUUACAUCUAUAGCCUCACCUCUCUCUCUUUCUCUCUCUCUCUCUCUCUCUCUCUCUCUCGGUCUUUGUGUUUUGCCAGUAUUGUAUUUAUCUUUGUCCUUCAUUUUCUUGUUUUACUAUAUUUAUCCUUGAUCCUUCUUUCAUUUAUUUAUGUUUUUUGGGUAAUAUUGUAGCUAUGAAAAAUUUGACCUUGAUUAUGCAUUUCUUGCUUCUGCAGAACUAGUUUUUUUUUUUUUUUUUAAUUUAUUCAUGUGGUUGAGCUGGCGGGAAGAGUCACAUGUAGUUGUUAGGAUUAGCAUAAUGUGUGUAUUGCAGCUCCAGUACACGAAGCCUCGGUUUCAAAAGAAUAGGAUGUUGGUACUCCUGUUCGAGUACUUAAUAAGCUAUUUGCAUCUGUUGAAGUGUUGUACUCUCAUGAAUUGUCGAAGCACUUUUGCUGAUACUACACUUCUAUUGAUGUUGGUGUCUUCUAGCAGAUAAAUGGGAUUCCUUAUAAUAUCUGUAUGGUUCUUUCAAAACGCCUUCCAGUAUCUUCCUCUCUGAUAUUUUUGUUCCUGCAGAAAAUCGAGUAUGAGGAUGAACAAGCCUCAUAAUUAAUCUGAGCUUUCACGGCUGGCUGGGAUCCUAUUCUCUGGGAAACUUGCAGCAUUGAUUUUUUCUUAUACGUUUUAUAUCUUGAUGUUAUAGAUCUCGGAUCAAUUGGCUUUACUAUUCAGUUGUUAUGCCGAGCCUUGUGAUUUGG